Messenger RNA from Grammomys surdaster, 4203 nucleotides. RefSeq names its product solute carrier family 2 member 12 (gene Slc2a12). Lineage: Eukaryota; Metazoa; Chordata; Mammalia; Rodentia; Muridae. Gene Ontology annotation, biological process: transmembrane transport. Gene Ontology annotation, cellular component: membrane. The coding region runs from base 178 to 2043 and encodes 621 amino acids. The transcript is spliced from 5 exons. Gene Ontology annotation, molecular function: transmembrane transporter activity. The record is from RefSeq and is a predicted model, not a curated record.
AAAUAGAAACAAAGUUGGUUACAAAUCACACUGGCUUUGCCCGAAGGUCGCCCCCCCCCUCCAACCCCUCCCACUCUUCUUUAGCAUGCUGCCCAUGGGGACAGCGACCACUGCUGUCAGCGCGGUAGGUCGGGGUGGUCUACUGGCGAGGGAGAAGCUGUAAGUCCUACGGUGACCAUGGUACCUGUUGAAAACACAGAGGGCCCCAAACUGCUGAACCAGAAGGGGAGAGAGGCGGAGACCGAAGGCAGCUGUGGAGCCAGCGGCGGCCGGCAUCCUGCCUGCGCGGGAGGUCCCAGCAUGUUCACAUUCCUGACUUCUGUUACCGCAGCCAUCAGCGGCCUCCUAGUGGGUUAUGAACUUGGGCUCAUCUCUGGAGCUCUUCUGCAGAUCAGAACACUAUUAGCCCUGACCUGCCAGGAGCAGGAAAUGGUUGUGAGCUCCCUCCUCAUUGGGGCAUUCCUUGCCUCUCUUAGUGGAGGCAUGCUGAUAGACAGGUAUGGAAGAAGGCUCACCAUAAUCCUGUCAUCCUGCCUCCUAGGACUUGGAAGUUUAGUCUUGAUAAUGAGUUUGUCUUACACACUUCUUAUCAUGGGGCGUGUUGCUAUAGGGGUUUCUAUCUCCCUCUCUUCCAUUGCCACGUGUGUGUACAUUGCGGAGAUUGCCCCCCAACACAGAAGAGGACUUCUUGUGUCACUGAACGAGCUGAUGAUUGUCACUGGUAUCCUCUUGGCCUAUAUUUUAAAUUACGCAUUUGCCAACAUCUCCAAUGGUUGGAAGUAUAUGUUUGGCCUCGUGAUUCCCCUGGGGGUUCUGCAAGCAAUCGCAAUGUACUUUCUUCCCCCAAGUCCUCGUUUCCUGGUGAUGAAGGGACAAGAGGAGGCUGCGGGCAAGGUCCUUGGGAAGCUAAGAGUGAUCUCAGACACCACCGAAGAACUCACUUUGAUCAAAUCUUCCUUGAAAGAUGAGUAUCAGUAUAGGUUUUGGGAUCUGUUUCGGUCCAAGGACAACAUGAGGACCAGAAUCCUGAUAGGGCUAACACUGGUAUUUUUUGUCCAAACCACUGGCCAGCCAAACAUACUAUUCUAUGCAUCAACGGUCUUGAAGUCUGUUGGCUUCCAGAGCAAUGAGGCAGCUAGCCUUGCCUCCACUGGGGUUGGAGUGGUCAAAGUGGUUAGCACCAUCCCUGCAACCCUCCUUGUGGACCAUGUUGGCAGCAAAACCUUCCUCUGCAUUGGCUCCUCUGUGAUGGCUGCUUCCCUAUUGACCAUGGGCGUUGUGAAUCUCAAUAUCAACAUGAACUUCACCAACAUCUGCAGAAGCCAUAGUCCUCUUAACCAGUCCCUGGAGGAGUUUGUGUUCUAUGCAACAGGAAACCUGUCGAUUAGCAACAGCAGUAUCAGAGAGCACUUUAAAAGAAUCACUCCCUACAGCAAGGGCUCAUUUAUGCCCAUGGGGAAUGGCAUGGAUCCGAAAGGGGAGAUGACCUUCACAUCUUUACCAAAUGCUGGACUGAGCCAAACUGCACACCAGGGAGUCACAGACCCUGCAGUCAUCCCAGCUGCUUACAAAUGGCUGUCCCUGGCCAGCUUGCUUGUUUAUGUGGCUGCGUUUUCAAUUGGUCUGGGACCCAUGCCUUGGCUGGUGCUCAGUGAGAUCUUUCCUGGUGGAAUUAGAGGCCGUGCCAUGGCCCUGACUUCUAGCAUGAACUGGGGCAUCAACCUUCUCAUCUCCUGGACAUUUCUGACAGUGACUGAUCUUAUUGGCUUGCCGUGGGUAUGCUUCAUAUACACAAUCAUGAGUCUGGCAUCCCUGGUUUUUGUUGUUCUGUUUAUACCUGAGACUAAGGGAUGCUCUUUGGAACAAAUAUCAGUGGAGCUAGCAAAGGCGAACUAUGUGAAAAACAACAUUUGUUUUAUGAGUCAUCACCAGGAAGAAUUAGUGCCAACACAGCUUCAAAAAAGAAAGCCCCAAGAGCAACUCCCAGAGUGUAAGAAGCUGUGUGGAAGGGGACAGUCACAGCAGCCCUCACCAGAGACCUAAGGGGCUCCAAUCCCAUGUGGCACAGUAGCAGGACUUACAAGAGUCUCUGCCAUGGUUUCUCCUCACUGUUAUGGAGAAAUUUUACAUGGACAUCCUGAAUCUGGAAAAAAAAAAAAUCACUAUUAAUUCCUCUUCCCCAAAACAGACUUUUGCCAAAAGGUACAUGAGGCACCAAAGCCCUGAUGUCAAGUAAAACAAUACUGGAAGGUUCAACGCCUUCAACUUUUCCUCUACUUCAGCUUUGAAAACACUAUGUUCUAGUGAUGAGGCCUGCCUCUGCCUUAAGCUGUCUGUGUAGGAUGCCACUCACAGCUUGAUACUCUGACACAGUUGUGUUCUGGUCAGACACUUACCAUGUGUGUCUCUGAAGACACUCCUUGCUCCGGGUCUUCUGUCAACACACUGUGGAUGAUUUCAUUGCAUCUAUGUUGUAGAUUAGGAUGGUGUCCUGGAUAAGACUUCAGUUAUCACUCAAGUCCACCAGUACAAAGAUUAUGCAGCUUGUACAACACACACUAGUCAAUCAAAAUAUUCUUUUGUAAGUCUUAUGUCAAUUUUUAAAACUCUAAGAUAAAACCAUUUUCCAUCUUUUUUGUUUGUUUGUUUAAAUGAUUAGAAAAAUCACCUUAAAAUUACUGGGACCAUAUUUAUUUAGAAAUAGCUGUUAGUAAAUAUUAGUAAAGGAGUCCAACAUAAUAUUAUUUAUCCAGACCUCUAAGCAGUUAGCUUUAAGUUAUACAGUCAAAUCUCGUAAGAGUUGCCUCCUGGGAAGGUUUCUGUAGUAGCCUGUAGCACCCCACAGCUUUCUGCACUUCUUCCCACUCCUUAGGAGUCACUCUACCUCAGGUACAGCAGACUGGCCCUCAGUGCUCACCUCCGAUGGAUUCACACACAGGGAACAGCACUGACAUCAGGAUAGGUACCUUCCUUUCUGUGAUAAGCAGUGAUGUUGAGCCAUACCUGCAAGGUGGCUUUUACCCACAUGAUGUGCUUCUCUGGCCUCUAUUUUUUCCACUUAAAUAAAUUUGAUAAAGCAUUUUACCAACAGAAUUUGCAGAAAAAGACCACUUAAUUUGGGAUUUUCUUCCUUUCACUACCAAACGGUCCCAGUCUGACAGAGUGCAUGCCUACCGCAUCCCCUGGUAGCAGAGAGCAGAGACAAUGACAAUGAGAGGAAGCAGCAGUAAGAGAGCAGUGCCUGAGCCUCAGGAGCACAACAGGAGGCCUAGUUCUUAAAUGCAGCCUCUAAAUUAACCAAGAAGUUGUAAGGGAGGGAGACUUAAAUCUUGAUUAUGUCAUAGUAUAUUUCAUAUCAAGUAAGAAUGUGCACUGGUUUCCUUCGUUGAGGGAAGAGAGGGCAAGGCAUGUUUUACAGAGCAUCACUUCACAUUGAUCACGAGUCUCUGGAAUUAUAGGCCACAUUUUAAAAAAUACUUAAGGUAGGUUAUCAAAGCAAGCUUUUUUUCUUUUGUCCCUCCAAGUUCUCAGAUUAGGAUAUUUUAAAAACUGUUAAAUGAUUCAGUUUUACACAUACAUGGGCACACACUGCUAUUUCGUUUGUGUACUCCUUGUGAAUGGGCGAAAAGUAAUACGCAAACGUAGCUUAUUACUAAUCACUUCACUGGAGUGUUGUAAACCUUCUACUGUUCUUUUCAUAGUAUGGAACUAUACACUUGUGUUUUCAAAAUAACUUUUUACCCAGUAUUAGUCCCACCCUACCUCCCAGCACAUGAAGCCUAUGGUUUUCAAAAAUAAAAAGGGGGAAUACUUAAAACUUGUAUGUAUAUAUUCACAAUUUUUAUUUAUAUAAAAAAUUUUACAGUACUUGUAGAAAACCAGGCAACCCGGGACCAGUAACUGCUUCCCGAUUUGUUCCGGGGACUGUGCAGGAAGGAAGGUGCCAGACAGUGCACACACAGGUGAACCCAGACUUGGCCAUGCUUGUUCCUCGAACACUUCCCAAGAGCUUCAGCUCUGCCUGGCUUUUAGGUUACUGGACAUUGAAACUGUUAUAGCAUUUAAUCUGCACUUUCCCUGUCUGAGUUUCUGUCUCGCAUACACAUUUCUGAACACUGCAAACCAGGAGUUCACUGUUAAGCAAGUGGUAAACCCUCAGUUUUCAAACAGUCUACCUCUACCUCUGAAUUUUUGAUAAUCUUA